Messenger RNA from Penicillium hordei, 1764 nucleotides. RefSeq names its product Acetoacetate decarboxylase. Gene Ontology annotation, molecular function: monooxygenase activity. The transcript is spliced from 6 exons. The record is from RefSeq and is a predicted model, not a curated record. Lineage: Eukaryota; Fungi; Ascomycota; Eurotiomycetes; Eurotiales; Aspergillaceae. The coding region runs from base 1 to 1764 and encodes 587 amino acids.
AUGGCCUCCUCCAGCGUUUGGGGGGUUUUUGCAGAGCAGUUUGGCGCCAACCCCAUGGAACAACCCACCCAUUAUAGCGCGACAGGAGAACUGCAACGGGUGUUAGACCUAACGGAGUCAAAUAAGAAGUGGCAACAUCCCUGGCUUCUCGCGCACCGUAUUGACCCCCACAACAAUUUAAAAGGGAUCGCGACGACUGCCAUGAAAACCCACAAAGCAAUCCCCCUUCGAACGGACGAUGGCAGCAAGUUCCAAGGUGACGUGGUACUCGGUGCUGACGGGGUGCACUCAGUCACCCGACAUGCGGUGCCUGGGGGCCAGGUCAGGGCAGAGUGCCGGGGCAAGAGCGCCUUUCGAUUCAUGGUCUCUAAGGAGGUGGCCAUGAAUGAUCCGGUCACGGCCAAGCUCGUCCAGCACCCGGGCGAGCUUAGCAUCUGGUAUUGCAGCGAUGCGCGCAUUAUAAUGUACCCUACUUCCCACAAUACCGUCUUGAACUUCGUGGCGAUCCAUCCGGAAAACAAGUCCGCGGCAGAUACCGAUGACUCUUGGGGCCAACAGGGCAAGCUGGAGAAGAUGUUACAGAUCUUCGACGGGUUCGACCCGACCAUUCUUCGAUUCCUGGGCAAGGUCGACCCCCAGAGCGUGAAGGUGUGGAAGCUCCUGGACAUGGACCUCGUCUCUCAAUGCAUCAUCACCAUCUGGCUCUGCUUGGGGACGCGGCCCAUCCUUUCCUACCGCAUCACGGAUGGCAUCUCACUGGCGGUAGUCCUAUCUCCAGGGAUAUCAACCGCCGAGGUGCCCAAGCGACUCAAACUCUACCAUGACAUCCGGCACGAGCGGGUCACUCACAUCCAAGAAUACUCGCGUAUCAUCGGCGAGGAUCGUACAGAUGACAACCAGCUGGACAUAUACAGCUUCACUAACUUCAACUUUGGGCAUGACGAGUGGGAUAAUUCGACCCAAUGUCUGCGUGAGUGGACAUGGAAUCAGAUUUCUAACCCUUACUGGCGCAUGCCCAUCGCCUUCAGCCAAAUGCCCGGACCGCGACAGACCCAUCUGGGUGUACCACGCGACGGCACCAAGUCCACGUUUACGACAGUCAAUCAAGUUCAAGACUUCGCGAACCGUCCUGCAGAAUCUGUUCCCGCCUGGUUGCAAAGGCUGGCGGUUCACACCUCCAGAUACCAUUGCUUACGCAUCCUUCUCGCAAACAAGGCUGAACAAGAUGGAGUGGCUAUGUGGCUGCCCGUCCUUUUCGAGUCCUUAACGAACCCCAUUGUUUCAGGCCGGGAGGAACUUAGCAUGCCCAACCUUUACACCUCAGUCGAUGUGUACUGUCGCUCCAGGUCCUAUCGCAUCCGCACCGGGUGGGAGGGGGCCCUCUGGGGGAACUUACUUGAGGACCUGGUUGAAGUGGGCUCAUCUACCACCACGGGCGCAUUAAGUGGAGAGGCCGAUGCAGGAAUUCUGGCCUACAAAUACCUGCCCAAGAGUGGCCGGGCGAAUAAGAACAUUCCUGCCGAAGAAUAUGCCAUCUUCGACCCCUUCUCCAAAGCAGUGCCGACGCCAAAACCCCAGAGGGUGUAUACGACUGAUAAGGCAAGCAUACAAAUUGAUGUUUUGGAUUGGCAGCAAUUACCGACGCUCUAUCAUGUCAUUUCACGGCUUGCAGAUGUCCCCGCGUUCGAGAUCGUGGGGGCGAAGGUGGUGGAAGGGGAAGGGGACGGGGUGCCGGAUGUUUUGGGGGCUGGACCAAUUGAGUAG